AUUCUCAAUCAUCCAGACCAUGAAAACCUCCAAACCAACCUCCACCUGGGUUAGAUCCCAUUGCAUAGGAAAGGGUUCAUUUGGAACUGUCAACUUAGCCCUUUCCCAACAACCGGACGCCAAAUUGUUCGCCGUCAAAUCCGUCCACCAAAAUUCCGGUCACCACCAGAUUCAAGCCUUGGAGAACGAAAUUCAAAUUCUCAGCUCCCUUUCCUCCCCUUGUAUCGUCGAUUACCUAGGAGAUGACGUGUCCAUUGAGUCAGACGGCUUCUCCUACAGAAAUUUACAUAUGGAGUAUUUACCCGCCGGCACCGUCGCCGACCUACCUGUUCUCUCCGGCGAAGAAACAGUUAAAUCGUACGCUUGGUGUAUAGUAUCCGCUUUGAGUUACAUACACUCUAAGGGUAUCAUCCACUGCGACGUCAAGGGGAAAAACGUUCUUCUCGGGACCACUCCCGGAACUGCCAAACUCGCCGACUUUGGGUCGGCCAUGUCACAAAACGACGAAAUAGGACCGGUUGAGGCGGAGGCGACACGGGGGAGCCCGCUUUGGAUGGCGCCGGAGGUUAUCCGAGGGGAAUAUCAAGGACCAGAAUCGGAUGUCUGGUCACUGGGCUGCACCGUGAUCGAGAUGAUGACUGGAAAACCAGCUUGGGAGGACCGUGGGUGGUGUCAUACCCUGUUUCAGAUCGGGUACUCUGAUAAUCUACCCGAAUGGCCAAGUGGGUUAUCGAAAAUCGCCGAGGAUUUUCUUGACAAAUGCCUCCGGCGGGAUAGGAAUGAGAGAUGGAGCUGUGAUAUGCUGCUCCGGCACCCUUUUAUCUCUUCAUCGGAGCCCUUCUUCAAAGUUAAUAAUACUCAUAUUCUUGAACGUUCAUCCCCUCGUUUAGUGCUGGAUUGGGCUUCCAUCGAGAGAGAGGAGGGUGAUGUGGAGUCAGCAAAGGUAAGAAUCCAAAAAUUGGCAACAAAAAUGGAGGUUAAUUGGGAAUCUGAUGGUUGGUCGGAGGUGAGAAACUUGGUCGGGGACGGUGACGGUGACGGGAAGACAGAGGUCCAAAUCCAAUAUUCAAAUUCUAGUAAUUCCGACCAAAAUAUAGAGUGUCGACAUGAUUCAGGUACAACACAACAAACAAAUGGACGGCGGCCUGAAGUUUACGCCACGAUGGGCGAGGAGAAUGGUGCUGGCUGCAAAAGUCAAUUAAUUAUGUUCUUCAUUAAGAACAAGUCAGAGCAGUUGACAUUUUCUUUAUUUCAUUUGUUGUGUGUUUUUUUCUACAUUAUCUUAUUACUACUAAUCCAGAAUCUCCAUCCAUUUGGGGCCAAGCGUUUGGAUGAGGAUUGA
Molecule: messenger RNA, 1342 nt
Organism: Impatiens glandulifera
Lineage: Eukaryota; Viridiplantae; Streptophyta; Magnoliopsida; Ericales; Balsaminaceae
Product: mitogen-activated protein kinase kinase kinase 17-like
Exons: 2
Coding region: 20-1342 (440 amino acids)
Biological process (GO): protein phosphorylation
Molecular function (GO): ATP binding; protein kinase activity
Source: RefSeq, a predicted model, not a curated record